Zonotrichia albicollis (white-throated sparrow) is the source of this 3172-nucleotide messenger RNA. The record is from RefSeq and is a predicted model, not a curated record. Lineage: Eukaryota; Metazoa; Chordata; Aves; Passeriformes; Passerellidae.
AUGGCGAAACUAUGUGGGGAGCCUCAGGAGGUGGGAGUUCCUUCUACCUGGGCUUUCCCAGCCUGUGCGAUGGGGCCCUGCUUGAGGAACCGGAGGAAAGGAGGACAGAGAAAUGUCAUUUUCAGGUGGUGGAAAAUCUCCAUUAGGAAUGAAUUUCAUAAUUUAAAACCUAGAGAAAUUAUAGCAUCUCAGGAGGAUAAUAAUAAUUACAAAUGUUGGAUUACUGUAGUGUUUGGUGCCAGAGUUCUGGACGUCCUCAAUUUGUGCCGAGGUAACUAUGACUUCCUGAAACAGCUUCCUGUCCCAUUGCUCCUGUACAUCAUUUCCUUUCAGCUUGAAGAUAUUGCCAGACUUUCUCAAGUUUCACACAGAUUUGAGACAGUAAAAAUUUAAAACCCAAAACAUUCAAAUUGAAAUAGUUAUCUUUGCUGAGCAGACUGUUGGCUUUGAUUCAUGGUUUAACAUAAUCAUCAAUCUGUCUGCUUUCCUUAAGACAACAAGUAAAUAAGGAUUGUCAUUUUUUUGGAGACAAUAAAUGAAUCAAACUGAAUGGCUGCAGUAAAAAACAGAUCUUACAAAGGGUGUGUUUAUCCUGCAAGCUUUUGUUUUAUAAUAAACUCAGUGAUCCAGGUAAUUCCAUUGCAACCCAUGGCUAGCUGUUACACACUGCUUCCAGGAUUAAGUAUUGGAAAUGUGAAACCUUUGCUUUGUUUUAUGAUUUGUAUUAUUUAGUGUCUAGAAACUUCACCCACAGACUGAGAACCCUUAUUCUGAACUCAUGACGAAACAAAAAGUCUUUAUGUCUUUGACAAAAGACAUGAGCACAAGGAAAGAGAUUUUUUUUAGAUUUUGCAGCAAGGAACUGUUAGAAACACAGGAGGAGAAAGAGGUGACUUUUGCUUGCUUGCUAGGAAGCUCUUCCCAGCCCUCAGGAAAUUAUGGGAAAUAGUAUGUACAUGUUGAAUUGAAACUUUAAAGAGUGAAUAACAAUAAGUUGCCAUUAUUGGAAAACUGGAGCUAAGGGUAUCCUCUCCAUGCUGAAUGAUGGGUAAGGGAUUGGAAGAAUAACCUGGAAGCUGCAGGAGAAUGGGGAGCAAUCUGUUGGUGCAAAAGAGAGAAAAUGUAUUGGAAAGGCCUUUGGGAGGGCAACUGUUCCAGCUUCCUGGUCUGUGCAGGGUCAGGAAAUCAGGAUGGAAAGCUAAAAAAUUCAGAGCUAUCAUGUAGGAAGCUUAUUUUUGUGGAUCUGAAUACUUCAAAAUUUUCUAUCCCUGUCAGAGCCUGAAAAAAGGCUGCUGCAGAAUUCAGGUAGGAGUGAAAAAUAUUUUAGCUCAUGGAAAAUAGGAAGAGAAAUGUUUUAAAGAGUAAAAUAACUUUAUUCUUAUACCCAAGAGUGCUGUAGAGGCCUAGAAUGAAGCCCAUCAGUUUCUGGGUGGAGAAGUUAAUGAGAACAUAAGCACCAGUGAGACCUUAUGAGGAAUUGUAAAAUGGGUUUAGUUCUCUUGAUUCUGCUGUGACAACUAGAUAUGUUCUGAAAGACUUCAGAGAGGCAGAUUAAACUUGUAUGGAGAGUGGGACAUGUCUGGUGCAGAGCACAUCCCAAUCACAAUGAGAUUGCUCACAGGAUUUGUAUUAUUUUGAGGCUAUGUGGGACAAGAUUUCAAGAAAAGUUCUGUGUCAGACUGUCAGUUCCAGAGGAUGUGGCUGUGCUGCUAUUCCUGUUUUGUGGCUACCAAAGCAUUACAGAUGCUUUAGUGAGAGCGAGUUCAAGUGAGCACAAGAAAAAGGGAACGGGGCAAAGAAAGCACAGGAGGAAAUGGCAAGACAGGAAAAUAGAGCGUGUCAUUAAUUUAAAUAUGAAGGCCAGAUGGGAGCAGAUAAGCUUGCUAAAGUUCUGGGCUGUAUUUCAGUUUGAAGAUAAAUCAGUUGAUAUUGUGACUGGGGAACAACUGAAUGGAGAAUAAGGGAGUAAAAUAACUAAAGGAAGAGAAUGGAUUGAAGAGAGACCAGGAAAUUAUUUGUCAGUAUAUUUGGAAUUCAUCUGUCAUUUGAAGAGUGUGAGUCAAGCAGGAUAAGGUACUAUGGAGGGCAGUAAACUUUUCAUUAGUUUAACACAAAGCCUUGGAUAUUUUGGAAUUUAAAGAAAUCCUAGAAAGCAUUAAGUUGCAUACCAAUAAAAAUAUGAUUUUGGCUUAAUGCAGUAAACUAUGAGAACAAGUAAAGCCAUGCUCCCUUUCUCUCAUUUCAGCAGUAUACCUAGGGAAUUAAAAAUUUGCCCAAAUAAUAUGUUUUUAUUUCCAGAGUAAUUUAUGUAUAUACUGGAAUGCUGCUCUCUGUGGGAUUAUCGAGUAGCAUGUUUGGAUUUCUGAACAGAGGAAAUAGAACAGUUCUCCACUCAGGACUGGAAAGUGGAGUGUGGGAGCUCUGUGUGUCCAUGCCAUGCAGUGCAUCCUUGCAGGCUGAACUCAGCAGAUAUCUGCAUUGUGACCCCAAGCAUGGCAUUUCUCUGACUGGAGUUCUGAGCAAAAAUCCUGCUCUCCAGGAGAUCCAGAUGCUUUCAAUGUGUAUUUGGAGGAUUUUAGACUGUUCACUAGGUGCUAUUCUUACGUCCUGUAACAGAAGUCCUGACGUGGACUCACCGUGUGAGCACUGUGUGUUUUCCCGACGCUUUGGCAGCGAGCGCUGUUCCGUGCAGCGUCCCGGCCCCAGUCCCGCCCGCGAUCCCUGCCCGGAGUUCCGGACGAGCCCUCCGCAAACUCCGGGCGCUGCGGGGCGCGGCGGCCGCCAGAGGGCGCCCCGGGGCAGGGCCGCUGUCAGCGCGCGUGGGGAUAGCCCGGGAAUGGCUGGGAUAGCACAGAGCCCGGGAAUGGCUGGGAUAGCACAGAGCCAGGGAAUGGCUGGGAUAACACAGAGCCAGGGAAUGGCUGGGAUAACCCAGAGCUAGGGAAUGGCUGGGACAAUGCAGAGCCAGGGAAUGGCUGGGAUAACCCAGAGUCCGGAAAUGGCUGGGACAAUCCAGAGCCAGGGAAAGGCUGGGAUAACCCAGAGCUGGGGAAUGGCUGGGAUAACACCGAGCCCGGGAAUGGCUGGGAUAACCCAGAGCCAGGGAAUGGCUGGCAUAACACAGAGCCAGGGAAUGGCUGGGAUAACCCAGAGCCAGGGAAUGGCUGGCAUA